AUGUCCUUCCCCUUCUACUCCCGUCGCUCGACCGUCUACUCGUCCCGCGGCAUGGUGGCGUCCACCCAGGCGCUAGCCAAUGCUGCAGGCGUCCGUAUCCUCGAAAAAGGCGGCAAUUGCGUGGAUGCUGCCAUUGCGGUUUCCGCGGCAUUAUGUGUUUCCGAGCCCACCUCCACCGGAAUUGGUGGUGACUGCUUUGCCCUCUAUUAUAAGAAGGGGCCCGCUGGCGGCCAGGUGUUGGGGCUCAAUGCCACUGGCAGAGCCGCCCUGGCGGUGACCAUCCAGGACGUGUGGGACCACCACAACCACGGCCAACCCAUGGCGCGCAUCCCCUACGAGUCGGUUUUCUCGGUAACAGUACCGGGAGCCAUCGCUGGCUGGCACGACGCCUGGCGCCAGUGGGGCUCCGGUACCGUGGCGUUCCACGAGCUUUUGCAGCCCGCAGUGGACAUGGCCCAGCGCGGUUUUCCCGUGGCGGAGGUGCUGGCGCACUUGUGGCAGCGAGGGGUGGCCAAGCUCCAGCGCCAGUCACCAGUACCCAACCCGUUCAUAGUGGACGGCAGAGCUCCCUACGAGGGCGACGUGGUCACUAACACCCCGGUGGCAGAGGCACUCAAGUUGAUUGGCCAGCACGGCAAGGACGCGUUCUACAAGGGACCCAUUGGCGACGCUCUCGUGGCGGAAACCUCCUCGCGAGGACACAAAUUGUCGCACCACGACUUGGCGUCCCACACCAGCACGUUCGUGGAACCACUCAGCGUGGACUUCUGGGGCUACCAGGUGUGGGAGAUUCCGCCCAACGGCCACGGGAUCGUGGCGUUGAUGGCGUUGGGAAUGAUCCAGACGUUACAUGACCAGGGAACCAUCGAUCUCACCAAGAUGGAGCACAACCUGGCAGAGUACCUCCAUGUGGUGGUGGAAGUGUGCAAGCUUGCGUUCUACGACUCCGACGAGUACGUCACCGACCCCCAAUUCCACGACAUUCCUGUGGAGCACCUUGUGAGCCGUGCAUACUUGCGCCAGCGGGCCAAGCAGUUUGCACCAGGCGCCGUGGUGGAACCUCCCAGCACCAUGCGCCACGCGGUGCCGAACCCCAGGCACCGCAGCGACACCGUGUAUCUCACUGUGGGCGACGCCAACGGCGAGGCGUGCUCGUUCAUCAACUCGGUGUAUCGCGGCUUUGGAAGCGGCAUCGUGGUGCCUGAGUAUGGGUUCUGUCUCCACAACAGGGGCGCCAACUUCAACUUGACGGCAGGGGCCCCCAACUCGCUCGAAGGAGGAAAACGUCCCUACCACACCAUCAUCCCCGGGAUGAUCACCAAAAACGGCGAGCUCUAUGCGUCGUUCGGAAACAUGGGCGGAUUUGCCCAGCCCAUCUGCCACGUCCAGCACGUCGUCAACAUGACUGUGUUUGGCAUGACGCCCCAGCAGCUGGUGGACGCGCUGCGGGUGGUGCUUAGCGCUUGGGAGGAUGAGGACGCGGGUGCCGCAGACUCCGGCCGCGGCGCCGAUGGGCCUGUCAGCACCCCUCGCACGGAGGUGCAUCUUGAGGCGGGAAUUGCGCCAGCCGUUGUCCAACAAUUGUCUAGCUGGGGCCACUAUACGAGGGAGGUCACGGGAUCUGCCCGCUCCACUUUUGGCCGGGCGCAAAUCAUCCAAAUGAGCACUCACCGCCAUGGCUUCACCUAUGCAGGAGGCUCCGACCCACGAGGCGACGGCGCUGCGGUGGCCCUCGUAUAG
This is a messenger RNA of Suhomyces tanzawaensis NRRL Y-17324, 1740 nucleotides long. It is a transcript of the gene ECM38, whose product is annotated as Ecm38p. Bases 1 to 1740 code for a protein of 579 amino acids. The transcript has a single exon. Lineage: Eukaryota; Fungi; Ascomycota; Pichiomycetes; Serinales; Debaryomycetaceae. The record is from RefSeq and is a predicted model, not a curated record.